GCGCGCAUACACCCUGUCUAUUUACAAAGAGGAAGGAAAAAGGUCUUUGCACAGCACGAAUCCAGUUCAGUGUAACGCGAGUUGUGCGUCAGGGACGUCAAAAAUGGUUGUCGCGACGCCAACCUAACGCGCGACGCCAUCGUCAUGACGACGCGUAGACGCGGUUCUUUCGACGUCGUGGGUGCCAGAUUUUUCAUACUGUUGGGUUUUUUCCUGAGGUGCACAAAUGGCCUCGAACUUGGAGAAUUAUGCUUGUUGCCGCUCGGAAUGGAGUCUGGAAAAAUCCGGGAUUCUGCGUUGUCAGCUAGCACCAGCUACGAUUCUGGAAGCGUUGGUCCACAUCAUGCCAGAUUGAGGAACAACAAACAAGGAGGUGCUUGGUGUCCACGUCACAUGGUUUCUAAAAACUCCCGUGAAUAUCUGGAAAUUGAUUUGAAAGAAUUACAUGUUCUAACAGGAAUUAAAACGCAAGGACGAUAUGGCAACGGACAAGGGCAAGAAUACGCGGAGCAGUACAUGGUGGAAUAUUGGAGAAGUGGAUUGGAGAAAUGGGUUCGGUGGAAAGACAGACAUGGGAAAGAGUUGCUCUCUGGAAACACUGAUACCUAUACGAUCAUUGAGCAAAGUCUGGAUCCACCGAUUAUUACAUCCAAAGUCAGGAUAUUGCCUUACAGCGAUCAUGUCCGGACUGUUUGUUUAAGAAUUGAACUUACAGGGUGUUCGUAUGAUGAUGGCCUUAGCAGCUAUAGUAUGCCACAAGGAGUGAAAAAAAAUGACUUAGAUCUAAGUGAUCGGAGUUACGAUGGAUCAGAAGAAAAUAGACAACUUAUAAAUGGAUUGGGACAACUUACUGAUGGAAUAAGGGGCAAGGACAAUUUUAGAUUGGAUAUAAACGGACUAGGGAAAGGAUAUGAAUGGGUUGGUUGGAGAAACGAUACUUCUGGAUGGGCCGGAUUGCCUUUGGAAAUUCUAUUUGAGUUUGACAAAGUACGAAAUUUUUCUGCGGUCCAUCUCUAUACCAAUAAUUUGUUUACCAAAGAUGUUCAGGUAUUUUCGCACGCGAGAACAUUUUUCAGUCUCAACGGUCGCAAGUUCAACUCCGAACCGGUCCAUUUUUCCUACAUGCCCGACCUCGUUAUGGAGCACUCGCGAAACGUUACGAUUAAACUCCAUCAGAGGAUCGGCAAGUUUUUGAAGUUGCAGCUCUAUUUUGCCAGCCGGUGGAUAUUGUUGAGCGAAGUUUCGUUCGACUCGACCGUAGUUAGCGGCAACUUUACACAGGAAACGGAAACGGAAAUGGGAGCGACGUUGCCCGAUUUUGGUGGACGCGAGUAUCCCAUACAACGGGACGAGGUCAAGGCUGCGUCUAAGGGGGCACUACCAAGGAAUGUGAUUCACAUAGAAGACACUACACUUCCCCAUCAAAAAACGUCGCCCAAUCAAGCCUCGGAACCCAAAAACUAUAUAGGCUUCGUUAUUGGCAUUCUGACUAUCAUCAUAUUGGCCCUGACAUCUGCAAUCGCUUUCAUAGUUUUACGAAAUCGUAGAAUAAAAGACGCUCUUACACCGUUGCCCGUUGCAGAGGAAGAAAUUAUUGGACAAAACAAACAGGCAACACUUAGCGAAGAAAAUAAGGAGCCUUUAUAUGCAGAUAGUGAAUCUUCUUUUCACAGCCAGCAUGUGAUGUCCAAUAAUGGUUCAAAUUAUGCAGAUAUUCCCGAUCUUGUAUAUUCUCAAACAAAACCACCUCCAGUUCCACCACCACCAGAAAACUACUAUACUAGAGAAGAUAUUCGCCAAAUUUUGUCAAUAGUGGAUAUAUCUCAAAGUUUGGUUAAUAAUAAUAGGUGUUCCGGUCGUGACCACUUAAUUCUACCCCUGAGUCCUCAAAAAAUGUCCGAUCAAAACGACUAUCAGGAGACCGAACGAGAGGAAAACUAUCCAAUUAACCAAAUCUCAAGUGAAAGAUUAAGGGUGAUCGAAAAAAUCGGACGCGGACAAUUCGGUGAUGUGCAUUUGUGCGAAUUAAUUGAUAACAGUGAAAAUGGUGAUUUAUUAAGUAGUAUGUGCGUGGUUUAUACGUUGGAUAAUGUGUCUGGACUGGAUGAAUUUAAAAGGGAAGUAAAUUCGCUAUCCAAACUUAGAGAUCGCAACGUGGCAGUGUUAUUAGGAGCUUCCCUGGAAACUCCUCCAUACUACACUGCCAGAGAAUAUGCACAAUACGGAGAUUUGUGCCAAUUUUUGCAAGAUCACGUAGCGGAAUCAACGUCCGCAGUAGCUAGCAACGCUAGCAUAUUGAGUUAUGGAUGUCUCAUUUACAUGGCUACUCAAAUAGCAUCUGGAAUGAAACACUUAGAAUCCAUGAAGUACGUGCACAAAGACCUAGCAGCCAGAAAUUGCCUGGUAGGUGAAAACUACCAAAUCAAAAUAUCGGACUUGGGCUGCCAAAGAGACAUUUACUCGCAGGAUUAUUGCCAAAUAGCUAACGGUUUGAUACCUUUAAGGUGGAUGGCUUGGGAAAGUGCUCUAUUGGGAACAUAUUCGAAUAAAAGCGACGUAUGGUCAUUUGCAGUUCUCUUAUGGGAGAUUUUAACUUUUGCAAGAGAACAGCCAUUUGAUUAUUUGGGUGAUGAUAAACUAUUGGAAAAUUUAGCUCAUUUUUAUCAGGACAAUGGAAAGCAAAUUUAUCUGAAUAUUCCUCACAAUUGCCCUAAAGAAAUUUACGACCUGAUGAUGGAAUGUUGGAACCGAAACGAGUCCGAUCGACCUACGUUUAAGGAAAUGCAUUUGUUUUUACAGCGAAAAAAUUUAGGUUAUAAGCCAGAGAUGCACUGACAAAAAGUUAAGGCAAAAUUAUUAAGUUGUUAUGACAAUAAUUACAAUAAAAUUUGUUGAAAGAUAUAUAUAGGUAAGUAAUUUAUUAGUUUAUUAUAGGAAAAAAAUAUCUGCUUAUAACAUUAUUAUAAUAUAAGCCUUCCUUCUCUGCUUUGUGCCUUUUUAUAUAAUGACUCUAAAAUGUAUAUAAGUAUAAAUACAGUUUUUUUUGCUGUUGAAUCAUGAUCUUUUCUAAAUUUUUUUAAGGUCAAUAGGAAUUAUUGUUGUACAUAAUAUUUUAAUGCGUAGGCCAAUGUUGUUUCCUUGUGGCCUAACUAUAUUAACAUUUUAGUGAUAAAAAUAUAAAUUUUAUCAACACAGUAAGUAUUCAUUUUCCUUGCAAAUAAAAAGGAUUAUUUAAAGUCAAUACAAUCAUGUUCAACCUAUUUUGAAUUAUUGAUGGAAUUAUUGUAAUGCAUAUUUAAUGCUGUAUGGUAUAGAAAACGAGAAAUUUUUAACCUAAAUAAUGGACAAAAUUCGAUUAAGAAAAUUAUAAUCAGCUGUCAUUAUUGUAAGGAAAAUUUUGUAUGUAAAUUAUCGCGAUAACAUUUUCUUCUUUUUAUUAUAGAAAUCUUGUAUAAAAUUAUAUUUAGUGUAAAUAUUUAUUGUCAUUAUUAGUUGCAAAUUUAGUGUUUUUUUAUAUAAAUUAAUUUUACCAUAAAAACUACGAUGUUAUGCAUUUUUACAAUUGAUAUGAAAUUGUUAUGCUAGUCUAGCUAGUACCC
This is a messenger RNA of Ceutorhynchus assimilis (cabbage seed weevil), 3599 nucleotides long. Lineage: Eukaryota; Metazoa; Arthropoda; Insecta; Coleoptera; Curculionidae. The record is from the annotation of a GenBank genome assembly.